CGUUUCCUCGAAAACCCGCUUUUAUAUCUCCUUUUAUCCACAACGAUAAAUAAGAUAUCCUUUUAUCCACAUCGAUAAAUACAAAGUGUAUCCUGUCAAUUGUUGCGUUUUGUGAAAAGCUUUUCGUAGUUUACUAAAAAUGUUGAAAUUUUUGGUUAGUGUGUUGUUAGCGUCGACGUGUGUACAAUAUGCCAGGGCGAUCCAGUGUUACGAGUGCAGCAGCGUGAACAACACCAUGUGUCUGGACCCCACCAUCUACGACAAGGACACCCUCCAGAAGUUCAUGAGCCUCACCGACUGUGGGACCCAUGGGAACCAGGAGUACUUCUGCAGGAAGAUCAUUCAGACUAUUCUCCACAAGGGCCAUGACUCGGAGGUGCGCGUGCACCGCGGCUGCGGCUGGGUGCGCUCGCGCAGGGACUGCUACAACGCGGACAACGAGGAUCAUCUCGAGACAGUGUGCCAGUGUUUUGGUGAUGGAUGUAACGCCGCGAAUUCUGUAGUAGCGGGGUGGAUAAUUAUGGUUGCCAGUACUGUGAUUUUGAAUAAAUAA
This is a messenger RNA of Cydia strobilella, 553 nucleotides long. RefSeq lists its product as uncharacterized. NCBI's taxonomy places the organism in Eukaryota, Metazoa, Arthropoda, Insecta, Lepidoptera, Tortricidae. The record is from RefSeq and is a predicted model, not a curated record. Gene Ontology annotation, biological process: regulation of synaptic transmission, cholinergic; positive regulation of voltage-gated potassium channel activity; sleep. The transcript is spliced from 3 exons. Bases 140 to 553 code for a protein of 137 amino acids.